AACAAUGAUUAAUAAUCAGUAAACCAAAUCAAAUCAACCAUUCCUUUUUAUACCGUUGCUGUAGCUGUUUGUUGCUGUUCUUUGCUGCUGUUGCUGUUGCUGUUGCUUUGCUCUACACAAUAAAGUUACCAUAUAUAUUAAAGAAGAAGGCUCUGGAUUUCAGCUUCAACAUUAUCCUGCGCAGCCCCUUCUCCCUCCCACAGGGCUUCUCUCCUUCUGUCUUCGUUGAUUUUGCAACGAUCGGCGGCGCUGUGUUGAUCCGCAUAUUUAUAGAGCAAUCGUAGCUUAAUCUCCGGUGUACGGUGUGGAGAAAGGUCUGCCGACAAUGCAGCAGCCGAGAACGGUAGAGGUGAAGCGGAUAUCAGAUCUCGCGACGGAGAGGGAAAUCCAUGAGUUCUUUUCUUUCUCCGGUGAAAUUGAACACAUUGAGAUCCGCAGAGAGCCAGGACACCCCAAGACGGCGUUUGUGACCUUUAAAGAUCCCAAGGCGUUGGAAAUCGCCUUGUUGCUAUCUGGUGCAACCAUAGUGGACCAGGUUGUUAUCAUAACUCCUGCUAAGAACUAUGUACCACAGCUUGAGAUUAAGGAAGUAAGGAUUGUUGACAAUGCUAUAAGCACAUCUCAGGAGAAUAGUUCCCCAGUUUCUGAGGGAGAGAGGAGUCCAAAUAAUGGGAAAGUAUAUGUCAAUAAAGCUCAAGAUGUUGUGUCAAGCAUGCUUGCAAAAGGUUCGGCUAUUGGACAAGAUGCGGUGAAUAAGGCCAAAGCAUUUGAUGAAAAGCAUAGGCUGACUGCCAAUGCAUCAGCAAGAGUGAGUUCCUUUGAUCGGAGAGUUGGAUUGACCGAAAAACUUACAGUCGGAAUCUCAGUAGUAAAUGAGAAAGUGAAAUCAGUGGAUCAAAAAUUUCAAGUCUCUGAUAAAACUAUGACGGCUCUUAUGGCAGCAGAGAGGAAAAUAAACAACACUGGAUCAGCUGUAAAAUCAAGCAGGUAUGUGACAGCUGGAACAGCUUGGCUGAACGGUGCUUUCAACAAAGUGGCGAAAGCGGGGCAGGUUGCUGGUACAAAAACUAGAGAGAAAUGGAAUAUGGCCCUGUCCAAUUUGACGGCAAAGGACCCUCCUAUUGCAGCCUGAGUGGCGAGCUUUCUGCAGUUUGGGUAGCCAUCCUUGUGGGAAGGAGCAGUUCCAAUUCGCGAGUCAAAUGUAUGUAUUUGAUUUCAUUCUAUAUUGUUUGGCAUCUCAUUUGAUUUUAUUUGAUUUGAUUGUGUUUGUCCUAUCUCAUCUCAUUCAUGCUGCUGCAUUAAUUAAUUGAUUAAUAAUUAAUUAAUUAAUUCUGCACAUGAAUGAUCACAUGUUGAUAAUGAAGUGGCAAAUCCUAUCCUAUCCUGUCUGGAGUAAUCAAUCUUCUUCUACUUGUAAUAUGCAGUUUUUGUUUCCCCCAAUUUUGUCGCACUACCAUUCCCAUAUGAUUGAUUGAUUCUGUCAAAUUCCAUUUCAUUAGUUAUUGCUA
Andrographis paniculata is the source of this 1508-nucleotide messenger RNA. Its product is annotated as binding partner of ACD11 1. Lineage: Eukaryota; Viridiplantae; Streptophyta; Magnoliopsida; Lamiales; Acanthaceae. Gene Ontology annotation, molecular function: RNA binding. The transcript is spliced from 8 exons. The record is from RefSeq and is a predicted model, not a curated record. Bases 326 to 1132 code for a protein of 268 amino acids.